GGAAGUUUGUUGGUGGUGGGUGAGGGCCGGCGAGUGUCUCCUUGCAGCGGUUUGGUUUUGUGACCCUGUUAGUGACAGCGGACCGGGCAGGCAGAUAGACAGACAUGGGUGGUAGCCCCAGCACGCGGAGAGUCUCCUUCGAGGCAGAUGAGAACGAUAAUAUCACGGUGGUGAAGGGCAUCAGGCUGUCUGAAAAUGUGAUUAACCGUAUGAAAGAACCAUCUGCCCCUGUUCCACGACCACAGCCACUUCCUCCAAUCCCAAAGCCAGCAGCCAAAGAGCCAACCCCUGAUGCGUAUGCAGUGAAUGAAGAGGAACUCAGAAGGAGAAUUGCUGAAGAGUUGGCUUUGGAGCAAGCGAGGAGGGAAUCUGAGAAUUAUAAAAGGCUGGAGCACAGCAAACUGGUGGUACAGGAGGAAGUUGGUAAAGUUUUAGAGCGGGAGAGGAAUUCUUCUACUGAACAGCUUACCCGUGCAGUGCUGCGUGAGAAAGCCUCAACUGAAGAGGAGCGCCUUAAAGCAAGGAACUUUGCAAAGAAAUUGGAAGAAAAAGAAAGAGAACUGAAACGACAGGAUGAAUAUUACAAGGAGCAACUGGCCAGGCUAGAAGAGAGGAGUGCUGAGUUUUAUAAAGUCACCACUGAGCAGUACCAAAAGGCCGCGAGCGACGUGGAGUCCAGAUUCAAACGAUACGAAGCUUAUCCCAUUUGUGCUGACCUGCAGUCUAAAAUCCUCCAGUGCUAUCAGCAAAAUCCACAGCAGACUCUCAGCUGCUCUGCAUUGGCUAGCCAGUACCUGCAAUGUGUUAACAUUGCCAAGCAGAGCAUGCUUAGAAGAGGUGGGUAGUAUCUCCCUUUCCUCCAAAGCCAGCCAUACUGCGAUUAAUGACAGAGGAGCAUCUGCAUAUGUUUUAGCGAGAGGCUUAAGAAGACCGUAAAAGAAUGAAGAAAUGUACCCAAGAACUGUUCUAGGGAGCGCUCUGUUCACCUAGCUAAAGUAAUCUGCACUAAGAUACGUCACUCGUUCCUGGAGGGACCUACAGCACUGUUUUAUCUUGAUGUCACCAUGUGUUUUACAAGAAUACAUAAGUCUUGUUUGUUUGGUCUCACAUAACUCAUUUAUUAGCCUCAAUGUUAAAAUGAUGUUGAUGCCUCUUUUAUUUAAUAUUGAAUUGCAGCUAUAAUGUUAUAUCCUAUUAUAAUCAACAAUUGCAUAUCAAUACCCAUGCUCCAUCUGUUGAUUAUUUCGGAUUUGUAUCCUCAAUAAAAAUAUAUAUUUUCUGAAAGUGA
Molecule: messenger RNA, 1288 nt
Organism: Bombina bombina (fire-bellied toad)
Lineage: Eukaryota; Metazoa; Chordata; Amphibia; Anura; Bombinatoridae
Gene: CHCHD3
Product: coiled-coil-helix-coiled-coil-helix domain containing 3
Exons: 8
Coding region: 105-845 (246 amino acids)
Biological process (GO): inner mitochondrial membrane organization
Cellular component (GO): MICOS complex; mitochondrion
Source: RefSeq, a predicted model, not a curated record